UCACACGGUCACGUCAGGACUCGUCUCCACCCUCUUCAACCGUUCAACCCAGAGAGAGAGAGAGAGGGUCCCCACUCCCACGACGCGAUCAGCAAGCCCCGAAACCCUAGGCCCCGUGAGCAGGGCAGCGCUAGGACGCCGCGAAACGAGCGAGGCCGCUUGGUCAACAGCCGGCACUAAGGGGAAUCUCCUCCGAAGCGCGUGUGACACUGAGAUUUGCGGCCUCGAACGGAAGAGAUGGGUUGGGGAAUAUCCAGGUUGAUUGGACUGAAGGCUGCUGUCCUGCUUUCUGUGGCAUAUUUUUUCCAUGGACUUGGAGUGACCCUUAUCUCAUUUCCUCUCAUAUAUGCAUCCAUGAUUGCAAUGCUAAUCUCCAUAGCUUCCCAUCCAGCGAUUGAUCUUCCUUUACUCCUUGGCAAGGCAUCUGAUGGAAGCUUUCCUUUGUGGUCAUGGAUCAUGUUCUCGCCAUUUCUUCUUUUCAUUCACAUGUUUGUGCUGCUACGAAGAUUUGUGAAAAAUGAGCCCCUGUACACUGAGAUUGUGGAUGGAGUGUUUGUUGGGGGAUGGCCUUCUUCAGUUGAACACCUGCCACCAUGUGACCCUGCAGUCAUAGAUUGCACAUGUGAGCUGCCAAAAAGCCCGACUCUAUCUAAAAAUGCAUAUCUUUGCGUUGCUACUUGGGAUACAAGGGCUCCUCAGCCAUCACAGAUUGAGUCUGCGGUGCGAUGGGCUAUGAGAAAGCGAUCGCAGAACAAGGCUAUCUAUGUCCACUGUGCCUAUGGUCAUGGCAGAAGCGUCUGUGUGAUGUGUGCACUUCUUGUUGCACUAGGAUUGGCUGAAGAUUGGAAAGCUGCUGAGCAUAUGAUUCGUGAGAAGCGGCCCUGUAUUAGGAUGAACACUCUUCACCGCAAAAGCUUGGAGGAAUGGUCGAAACAUUUGCUCCCCUCUUCAAAAAGAAGUGGGGAAUCAGAUGUGAGUUCUGUUAUCCAUUCAGAUUAUAACCGAAAAUGAAACCCAGAAGAAACAGGAUUGUUCAGUAACUGUGAUAUGUUAAGAUGGACUGUACCAUUCUGUACAUUUGUUUACUGCUUCCUGGUAAAUGUCCAUUGGUCAUUCUCUAAGUUAUCCCUUUGUGGGAAGUAUGUUGUGUGAACUAUAUGUAUAAGUUUUACUACUGUAUGUGCACUGAUGGAAUGCUUGCCAGACAAGUGCUGUUGUCGAACCCUUUUCUUCUUCUGAGGAAAAAAAUCCCUGCUAGGCUGAUGGGGUCUCAUUUAUAGCUAAA
This is a messenger RNA of Panicum hallii, 1285 nucleotides long. RefSeq lists its product as uncharacterized. The record is from RefSeq and is a predicted model, not a curated record. Bases 238 to 1011 code for a protein of 257 amino acids. Gene Ontology annotation, biological process: protein dephosphorylation. Gene Ontology annotation, molecular function: protein tyrosine/serine/threonine phosphatase activity. NCBI's taxonomy places the organism in Eukaryota, Viridiplantae, Streptophyta, Magnoliopsida, Poales, Poaceae. The transcript has 3 exons.